This is a messenger RNA of Planococcus citri (citrus mealybug), 2503 nucleotides long. It is a transcript of the gene Ddx1, whose product is annotated as ATP-dependent RNA helicase Ddx1. The coding region runs from base 204 to 2405 and encodes 733 amino acids. Lineage: Eukaryota; Metazoa; Arthropoda; Insecta; Hemiptera; Pseudococcidae. The record is from RefSeq and is a predicted model, not a curated record. Gene Ontology annotation, molecular function: protein binding; nucleic acid binding; RNA helicase activity. The transcript is spliced from 12 exons.
CGCGUCGGUCAACGGCAGGCCGGCACUCCGGGACUCCGGCAGCCGGCUAGAUACUAGAUAGAUAGUGAUAGAACUGUGUUUCGCUGUGUUAUUUUAUAUGAAUGUUAUGUUUAUGUAAAAUUUAUUUUGUAAAAUUAACGAAAAGAUCAGAAAAGUAUUGCUAAAUAUUAUAAAGGAUCUCGUUUCUUCCUUAGUGAGUCAUCAUGGCAGCAUUCGAAGAAAUGGCGGUUCUUCCCGAAAUAGGUAAAGCGGUCGAAGAAAUGGAAUGGACAUUACCAACCGACGUUCAGGCCGAAGCUAUUCCCUUGAUUCUGGGUGGCGGGGAUGUUCUGAUGGCCGCAGAGACAGGAAGUGGAAAAACUGGAGCGUUCUGUUUGCCUAUCAUGCAAAUCGUAUGGGAAACAUUGAAAGAUCUUGAAAGUGGAAAAACUCAGAAGGUUGUCAACACACAAGUUUCAGCACAUUGGUUAUUGAAUUUGUGGGAUCGUGGCUCCGCUAUGGCUAUAACUCCUGAUGGUUUACGAUGUCAGUCGAGAGAACAAAAAGAAUGGCACGGUUGUCGAGCUAACAAAGGUGUUCAUACAUCGGGAAAAUAUUAUUUCGAAGCUACCGUUACAGAUGAAGGUCUUUGCCGCGUCGGAUGGUCAACUCCAAUGGCUUCACUCGAUUUAGGUACUGAUAAAUUCAGUUUCGGUUUUGGAGGUACUGGCAAGAAAUCGCACAACAAACAGUUUGACGACUAUGGUGAAGCGUUUGGGAUGCACGACGUAAUUGGUUGUUAUCUCAACCUGGAUGAUUGGAAUGUCAGUUUUUCUAAAAAUGGAAAAGAUUUGGGACAAGCUUUCAGUAUUCCUUCCACUCUUCGUAAAGCAGCGUUCUUCCCAGCAGUGGUGCUGAAGAACGCAGAAAUGUCUUUCAAUUUUGGAGCUCAACCAUUUAAACAUGAUCCAGUCAAGGGAUACAUUGCUGUUUGUCAAGCUCCAAAAAAUUGCGUAAAAAAUUCCGAGGCAGUUAGUAACUCAUCUGGUCAGCAAAAGAAAAUUAAUAACGCACCGCAGGCUAUUAUUAUUGAACCAUCAAGAGAAUUAGCUGAACAGACGUACAAUCAAAUUAUUAAAUUCAAGAAAUAUUUAGAGUCUCCCAAUAUUCAGGAAUUACUUGUUAUUGGUGGUGUCAGUAUUAAGGAACAGAUUGCCGCCUUGUCAGCUGGUGUUGAUAUUAUAGUCGGUACUCCUGGUCGUUUGGAAGAUCUUAUUACAUCCGGCCACCUAUCAUUGACUCACUGCAGAUUUUUCGUCCUCGAUGAAGCAGACGGGUUACUUAAACAAGGUUAUAGUGAUUUAAUCGAUCGUCUUCACAAGCAGAUUCCAAAAAUUACUUCGGAUGGUAAACGGCUUCAAAUGGUCGUUUGCUCAGCUACCUUACACGCUUUCGAAGUGAAAAAAAUGGCUGAUCGUUUGAUGCAUUUUCCCACGUGGGUCGAUUUGAAAGGAGAAGAUGCUGUACCAGAAACUGUACAUCAUGUUGUUGUUAAAGUUGAUCCUCAAAAUGAUAAGUCUUGGCAUUCACUUCGUCAGCAUAUGAAAACUGAUGGAGUUCAUGUCAACGAUAAUGCAAGGCCUAAUAAUCUCACUUCAGAAACUUUAUCCGAAGCUGUUAAAAUGUUGAAAGGGGAAUACUGUGUGAAAGCGAUAGAUACUUUGAAAAUGGACAGAGCUAUCAUCUUUUGUCGUACAAAAUUGGACUGUGAUAAUUUAGAAAAAUAUUUCAAUCAGUUAGGCGGUGGAGCGAAUAAUCCAAAAAAUCCAUACAGUUGUGUUUGCUUACACGGGGAUCGAAAACCACCUGAACGUAAGGCCAACCUCGAAAAAUUCAAACAACAAAAAGCGAAGUUUCUCAUUUGUACAGAUGUAGCAGCUCGUGGUAUUGAUAUUGGAGGUUUACCGUUCAUGAUAAAUGUUACUCUACCGGAUGAAAAAUCAAAUUACGUACAUCGUAUUGGACGAGUAGGUCGUGCUGAACGUAUGGGUUUGGCUGUUUCUCUGGUAUCUACGGUACCUGAGAAAGUUUGGUUCCAUGGAGAAUGGUGCCCCUCGCGCGGUAGAAAUUGUUGGAACACUAAUAUUACUGAUCAAGGCGGUUGCUGCGUUUGGUACAAUGAACCACGAUAUUUAGCCGAAAUUGAAGACCAUCUGAAUGUAACUAUUCAACAAGUAAGUCCAAAUUUUGAAAUUCCUGUCGACGAAUUUGAUGGAAAAGUAGUUUAUGGUCAAAAAAGGCAGAAUACAGGAAGUACGUAUAAAACUCAUGUAGAUCAAAUGACGCCAGUCGUGAAGCAGUUAUCAGAUUUGGAAAGUAAAGUACAACUCGCAUACCUUAAAAGACAUAUAGCUAAAACGGUUUGAUAAUAACUAUUAUUGUAUGUAUUUAGUAUUUUCGCUUUGUAUUAAAAUGUAUAUUUUGUCGAUAAAAUGUUUUUAAAAAAUAAACGAUGAUUUCAUAA